Anastrepha obliqua is the source of this 2035-nucleotide messenger RNA. RefSeq lists its product as uncharacterized. Lineage: Eukaryota; Metazoa; Arthropoda; Insecta; Diptera; Tephritidae. Gene Ontology annotation, molecular function: ligand-gated monoatomic ion channel activity. The transcript has 10 exons. Gene Ontology annotation, cellular component: membrane. The coding region runs from base 1 to 2019 and encodes 672 amino acids. The record is from RefSeq and is a predicted model, not a curated record.
AUGUUGCUGCUGUCACCUGCAGUCAACUAUUGGACUACGCUACUCAAUUUCAUAAUACAAAAGUAUUUUAUUGACUCUCACGCCACCUGUAUCCUAUGGCAUCGCGAUUUUCCAUUUGAAUUGCAAACACCAGCCGAUAGCGAAUUCAUACAAUACAUAAAUAUUUGGCCUGAUAAUUUGUCACAAUCCUUGCAGCAGGAUAUUUACAAUUACACAGCGUUCAACGAAAUUCAGCGUGACUAUGGCAUGCAACUGGAUGCUUUGGUGCAAAAAUUGACUAUAGCCAUACGAGAAUCGCAUUGUGAGUCUUUCAUUGCCUUUCAGCAGGACAUACCAGUGUUUACGCGCAGCUUCUACAAUGCCAGCAGAAUAUCGGUUUGGCGCUCGCUGCGCAAUAAAUUUCUAUUUGUCUACCGUAAGGACUUACAACAGGACCCUGGCACUGCGGCAUACUUCGAUGACUUUCUUUUCAUAGAUCAACCAAAUAUUUUAAUAGUCGAAGCUGAGUGCGGCAAUUGCUCAAUGUUUACCCUGAAAACUAAUAAAUUCAUUGGACCGCUGGCCGAACAUCCGGAGCAAUUGUAUGUAUUGGAUCAUUACAAUGCUUUGAGUGACAAGUUUGAGCUUGGUGUGGAUUUGUAUAUGGAUAAAAUUAAGGAUUUACAGGGACGGGAAGUGACUGCUGGCGUAUUCGAUUAUCGGCCAUUUUCCGUCUUAGAUUUUAAUCGCGAGCCUCAAGUAAAGGAUAAUAAUCCUGAGAAUCUACGUGGCACUGUACACCUGGACGGUACCGAAGUACGAAUGCUAUUCGCGCUCUGCGAGGUCAUAAACUGCACUGUGCAAGCAGAUUCGUCUGAUAAAACUGAGUGGGGUACAUCGUAUGCAAAUCUGACAGGCGAUGGAUUAUUUGGAUUGAUAACGGAAAGAAAGUCUCAAUACGCUGUGGGUGCCCUGUAUUUUUGGCCCGAUGACUACCGCUACUUAGAUAUGUCCCAUUUCAUUGGACGCUCUGGCGUUACUUGCUUAGUACCGGCACCACAGCGCCUAACCAGUUGGCUCUUACCAUUUCGGCCAUUUCAAUUUACACUCUGGAUGGGUGUAUUUGCCAGUUUAUUACUUGAGACGCUGGCACUCUUUUUCACACGCCGUUUGGCGCCAUCCGACAACGAACCUCACUACAGUUUACUAGAGAGUUUUCAAUUUGGGUACAUUACUACGCUGAAACUAUUCGUGUCGCAGGGUUCAGACUAUGUAGUCAACUCGAACACGGUACGUACGGUGCUCUUCGCCUGUUACAUGAUGGACACGAUUGUGACCAGCGUCUAUGGUGGUGGACUAUCGGCAAUAUUGACGUUGCCAACAAUGGAGGAAGCUUCUGACUCAGUCGAGCGUUUGUAUAGGCAUGGUAUUCCGUGGACAGCAACAUCACCUGAUUGGGUAAUCUCUUUUAGAGGGGAAGGAGAUGAUAUUGAUCCGAUGGUUGAGAAAUUAUUGAGUAAUUAUCACGUCUAUACUUAUGAACAACUAACAGAAAUGGCUAAAACUGAGAACAUGGGAUUUAUCUUGGAGCGAUUAGCAUUUGGUCACUUUGGCAACGUUGGUUUCCUCACCGAUGAAUCUUUUAAGCGUCUCAAGCUUAUGGUAGACGAUAUCUACUUUCAAUAUUGUUUUGUUUUUGUGCCACGUCUCUGGGCCUUACUUUCAAAAUUGAAUGAUGUAAUAUUGGAAGUUCACUCCACUGGCUUGGACAUUUUCUGGGAGUGGGAAGUAGGCGCACAUUAUAUGGAUGGACAACAGCAAGAAGAAAUUCAAGCUUCAAUGUAUAUGGACUUCGAUGUGGGUCCAGUCAAAUUGGAUAUGGAUAAUUUUGUAGGUCUAGUAUUGCCGUUGCUGAUAGGUUUGAUAUUGAGUGCUUUUGCAUUUAUCGGAGAGCUGCUUUACUUCAAGUAUACUACACAGAAGAAGAAGAAAAAUACGGAGAUCGGACAAAGAAGGAUAAGUGAAUUAAAAAUAGCAUAACAGCGAGGGCCCAAAA